Molecule: messenger RNA, 2240 nt
Organism: Pectinophora gossypiella (pink bollworm)
Lineage: Eukaryota; Metazoa; Arthropoda; Insecta; Lepidoptera; Gelechiidae
Product: trypsin-like
Exons: 6
Coding region: 363-1364 (333 amino acids)
Biological process (GO): proteolysis
Molecular function (GO): serine-type endopeptidase activity
Source: RefSeq, a predicted model, not a curated record
ACGCGAGGACGUGCUUUUCGCUAACUGAAAAUUUGAAAAAAGAACGCGUAUCGUUCGUUCGAACUGUUCGAAGACACUACCCGCGCGAUUUCUUUUUGUUUUCUUUCUGAGUUAAAAAAAGGUUUUUCGAAAAAGUUUGAAUUUUAAAUUAAGAAUGACAGAUAGAUAGCUACUUAAUUUCGGUUUUAAAUCGUUUCCCAGCAAAAAACUUUAAAUGACACGAACAAAUUACUUAACAAUUUACUAAAAAAUAAUAACCACCCUGACUUCGAAAAUCAAAUUCAGCCAAACAAAGUGUGACCAGUAUUAAAUAAGCAGCUUUUAUUUUAUUUUUAAAUUAUAACCACAAGUGUCAAGUGACAAUGCGUUCAGAAAUAUUUCUCUUCUUCUUCUUCUUCAAUUCCAUCCAAGGAGAUUACUUCGUCAACCAAGUGAACCAUAUGGAGUAUUACACCCGGAACAGGACAAGACCUUCGAAGGCUUUUUCUAGUUUUUCGACGAACUAUCUUAACCAGAACAUGGUGUCUAGUCCUGGGAAGGACAGAAUGCAAUGCGGGACUCGAACCGUGGACUUCAACCCACGGAAGGGAAAGAUUGUCGGAGGUUCCGAAACGCCGUAUGGAGCUUUUCCUUGGCAGGUGGAGAUUCAAAUGCUGGACCCUGACAGGCUGACCUUCGAGCAUCAUUGCGGAGGAGCAGUCAUCGCUGAACGUCUGGUACUGUCGGCCGCUCAUUGCUUUGACAAGCAACCUCUACACCUGGAGCACAUCAGGCUGGUGGUGGGCGAGCACCGUCUGAAGGUGCAGGAUCGCCACGAGCGGCGGUUCCUCGCCGAGAAGGUGGUCUCGCACCCUGACUUCAGAAAGAACGGUCCACACAGCAACGACAUUGCCCUGGUGGUGGUGGCAAAGUCUGGUGGCAGGCUGCAGUUUAACAGUCAUGUUCGACCAAUAUGUCUACCGGACCAGCACGGGGACAGCUCGGGCAAGUGGUGCGCUGUGAGCGGCUGGGGAUACCAAGCAGAGAGCACGGAAUCAUUCGCUCCAGUAUUGAGAGCUGCCGCGGUUCCUGUGCUAGACCUGACUACUUGUAGAAAGAAUCAGGUCCUGGGUGGACGUCAGCAAGCCAUAUUAGACUCUAUGAUCUGUGCAGGAAUUCUCUCAGGAGGAGUAGACGCUUGCCGUGGCGAUUCCGGGGGCCCUCUGGCGUGCUUGUCAGGUAGUAAUUGGCAGCUACACGGCGUAGUGUCUUGGGGGGCGGGCUGCGCGCGGCGGGCGAGGCCUGGGGUCUAUACUAGAGUGGCUUCCUAUCUACCCUGGUUGAGGAGCACUGCCGCUGCUUUAGGGCAAAAGUUACCGUCGUAAAAGGAAUGUUACCGUCGUAAAAAGAAUGUUACCUUCAUAAAAGUAAUGUUAUAGUCGUCGGGUUGUUACCGUUUUAAAACUGAUGUUACCAUUUUAAGCCAUACUACACGCCACACGGCAGUUAUGUUAAGCCGUUUCGGUGCAUUUAUUAGCUGUAAAAUAUCUCCAUCAAACCGCAGAGGAGCAGCGUGGUGGAGUAUGCUCCAUACCUCCUACGAUUGAGGGGAGGCCUGUGCCUAGCAGCGGGACGUAUGAGCUGUUUAUGUUAUGUUAUGUAACAUUUUAAAAGUAUAGUUACAGUUUUAUAAGUGUUACUAUUUGAUAGAAACAUCAUUAGAUGCUAGUAGAAUAAGGUAUUUGACUGGAAGAUAAAUUAUAAAAUGCUAAUAUAGAAACAGAAGCCAGUCAAAAUACAAUCUCAUUUUUCUUUUGAUUUAUUUUCGAAUUUUAAUUAUGAAUUAACCCGCAAUGGUGGUUGACUGCUUUUAUUGAUGACGUCACUCGGGCAGAAUUGGGUAGUUUCUUAGGUCAAUGAUAAAAUAAAAGAAAAAUUUAAAGGUGACAGAAAACAUUGUUUUAAGGGCUUUUUGGCGGGAAACGGGAACGGGACAGUUGCUUUCUUCAUUGAAUGAUCUAAAUAAUUAAUACGAAGUGGUGUUUUGUUUUGUGGUUAAUGAUCGCAUUAAGUUAGUCGGAAGACAUUCGCGAGUGUUAUUACAUCGGGGUAUUCAAUAAACAAAGUGUAUCUGCCUAUUUUCGCUUCGUGCCAGGAAGCCGCUUCAUAACUCGAAAGUUUAUGCGGACUUUUGAGUUAAUUCGUUUGGGGUUCGGAGUAGGAGUCUACUCCGAGGGUUUCAUCAUCAUCACCUUUCAUCA